UUAUUAGCAAAGCACACAAACGGAUUCAGGAGUGUAUAGGUAGUCUAAUCUUAGCACCGGAAUGUGGCUGCAAGAUCUCCAAUGUAUAUUCACAACAUAAACUUCAAAAGAAUAUCAAUAUGUAUUUUAGUGCUAAUUCAAAUUUCUUUAAUCGUUUCGUAUUACUUCGUCCAAAAAGAUAACGGAGCGAAUUCCGGCAGCAGCAAAAUCUCCUUCUUAAAUUCAAGAAAUUACCAACAAUCGCCUAAUAUAACAUAUCACACUGUGAAAGAUGAAUUAAUUCUACCCAAACUUCAUGUAAGGGACAAGUUUACAGACUUUAACUCCAGUUUAUGCUUCACGAAUGGCACAGACCUCAAAUCAAUGGAGAGAACAAAAAGUUCAUGGACAUGUGAAUGCAAAACUGGGUGGCAUGGUCCUGAGUGUGGACAACCAGAAAUUGUAUGGAGAGCAUUAUUAACUAAUAAACAGAAGUUAAAAGUGAAGGGGCCCAUGAAAUACUCAAGGAGAGUAUUGUAUAUAUUUGAAGUGAAUGAAUUUAUGGAGAACAUUAUUGAUAUACGAAUCAAUGAGCUUCAUGAUGUGAUAGACAUGUUCAUAAUAUUUGAGAAUGAAGGCAACAAAAUUGAAAAAUUAUUGAAGAAUGGUUUCCUUAAAAAAUAUCACAAUAAGAUCCUAUACAUCAAAAACUUGAUUGUGAAAAAUCUCUACCAAUCUAUUACCUCAUCCUUGAGGAACUUGGAGAAUAAUGAUAUAAUUGUUUUUAGUAAAUCUAUGGAAAUUCCUAAUAAGUUAGCUUUAGGUUUCCUCAAAUAUUAUGAUAAUUGGCCUGAACCUAUAUCAUUUCGACUUCGGUGGUCAGUUUUUGGCUUUUUCUGGAAACAUCCUAGAAAAACCAGGACAGAAGGAAUAGCUUUUUCCGUGAAAUAUAUGAAAAAGACAUUUGCCUCAAACUUUGAGGAGUUAUAUAAAAGACGCCCGGUUCUAGGAUUAGUUCUAGGAGACUUGAAUCAUUAUGGUGGAUGGUUCUGUGAGUAUUGUAUGGAUCCCAUUCAAAUAAUCAAAUAUGCAAAUGAAGAAAAUCUUGAACUAGUUAAAUGGAAACAAUUGAAUAAAAAUCAGAUCGAUGUGAGCUACAUUGAAGAUCUGAUAGGGAAUGGAUUAUAUGUUGAUGGAAAGACUGAAUUAGAGAGGAGCAGGAAAUACCAAGAUCUUUACUUUGCACCAACUUAUGUUUCUGAUAAUUCAAUGAAAUAUGACUUUUUACUAAUCAAUUUGUAUACGAAAUUGGAUUACUAUGAAGGUUGAAUAUAAAUUUUUGUUCAACUACGAGUGUAAUGCUGUGACUAUGAUGUGGGCAUAAUUUGAAGAUGAGAAAAUAGUGAGAAAUAUUUCAUGUUGAUGAAGUAUUGUGAGGAACCGUAAUAUAAUUGGUACUACUAGUCAUUGGAGUAUUCCCGAUUCAGUUUAUGUUGAGAUAUCCAUUUUUAACCAAUGAAAUACUACCCUUACUAAGCUGAGAAUUUUUUUCUGAAGAAAUCAAAUUAAAACUGUGAUAUAAUAUUUAAAUAAAAUUGUUAAUAAAAUGGCUUUUCUA
This is a messenger RNA of Coccinella septempunctata (seven-spotted ladybird), 1597 nucleotides long. RefSeq names its product beta-1,4-mannosyl-glycoprotein 4-beta-N-acetylglucosaminyltransferase. Bases 82 to 1308 code for a protein of 408 amino acids. The transcript has a single exon. The record is from RefSeq and is a predicted model, not a curated record. Gene Ontology annotation, biological process: N-acetylglucosamine metabolic process; protein N-linked glycosylation. NCBI's taxonomy places the organism in Eukaryota, Metazoa, Arthropoda, Insecta, Coleoptera, Coccinellidae. Gene Ontology annotation, molecular function: beta-1,4-mannosylglycoprotein 4-beta-N-acetylglucosaminyltransferase activity. Gene Ontology annotation, cellular component: membrane.